ACUUUUAUCGUUUGAUUCCUGCUUUGGCUGCUGACACCAAAAGAGUCAAACAUCAUGCACAAGAGAAUAACAUUUUUGAUCUUGAUUGCUUUUAAUUCGUUAAUUGUGACACUACAUUUGAUUGUUACGCGCCAAGGUCGCUCAUUUCUCUGGUCCAGUCCCUACAGCUAUCUCCACGAAAGCAAAGUCAGCUUCGUACGAUCCUUAAGAAAAGCCAAGUUUUGGAAUCCUAGGAAGAAUACAACAGAACACAUCGUCACUGAGGUGCCUAAAGAGAGGAGAAAUGUUUCAUGCAAUGUGUUUGACUUCUUGGCGGAGGUGGACGGCAGUUUAAACUCCAUUGAGUCUGAACUUAUGUGUGAUAGCUUCGCGCAGGAAUCUGAUAUUGUCUGCCGGAUCUACUUACGUCAAAUAGGAUUGGAGAGUCUCGAAAAACAAGUCUGCAAGCUGGAGUCUACAACCAAAGUGCCUAAAAUAGUUUACUUAAUCACUUUUGGAGAUUAUGAGUUUCAUCUGCGUCAUUACGUGGCUAUUGUUGCAGCACAGCGACAUGUCGACCCGUUAGCCCUAUAUAUCAUAGGAGACCAGGAGCCUCUGGGUAUUUACUGGUCACUAGUUCUGAGAGAUGUACCAGGUGUCAGGUUUGUUUAUAGAGAAACUCCUCGACAAAUAUCUGGCCACCCAAUAAAUUUCGUACAGCACAAGUCAGAUCUAGUUCGUCUGCAGACACUCUACUUCAACGGCGGUAUUUAUCUGGACACAGACAUGGUCAUUUUACGUAAUAUUGACCAAUUAUUAGAUAACGAGCUUAGUGCAGGAAUCAUAGACGCUAACGUCAAUAUGGGCAAUGGAUUCAUCCUGAGUCAAAGGGGAAACAACUUCAUCAAAGAAUGGUACCAACGGUAUAAAACUGAAUAUAAACAGAAUAGCUGGGGCUAUAACUCCAUGGAGGUGUCAAUGAAGCUAUAUCAAAACGACACAAGCCGACUAUUGGAGAUCGGAAAUAAAAUAUAUCGCCCCAACUGGCAUGAAAGGGCAUUACUCACCAACGGCACGUAUGACUGGUCGAAAAACUAUGCCAUGCACAUUUGGCGCUCCGCUAAACCACACCCUGAGAGCACAGAAGAAAUCAACUCUGCCAACACCACCAUCUGUGAAGUUUUACGCUAUAUUCUGUACGGGAAUCCAGCGCCAAUCACUUGAACUGAAUAUAAUUGAUAAACAAUGUACCUAAAAGCAUAUUUCUAAUGUCUUUUCCAGGAUUAAAUCAUAUUUACAAUACCUCUAUUCAAGUCCCACAUAUGGAGUGGGCAAAAUCUGGGGCAAAUUCUUCAGGGUCAACACGGUUCUCGAAAACGGCUCUAAAGAUUUUCCUAUAAAUUUGACAGUUAAUGCAUAUUGUUGGAAAAGAAUGACUACCUCGUUAGCUUCUCUGGGAAAACUUUCAUUUGAUCGAUAUAUUUUUUAAGAUAAGAUAAGAUAAGAAAAUUUGUAUUCAUCCAAUCAAAUGGAAAUUCACUUUGACUACCAUUGACAACCUCAGCGUAACUACUGUACAAUAACAAUAUAGAUGACAAAUUCGAACCAGCGCUUUAUGAGUUUGACUUCUAUGUACUUCUCGAUGAGGACAGCUGAUCUUGUAACACUCUGGCCGAUACUGGGAUAAAGGAGUUUUUAAAUCUUUCUGUUUUAGUUCUAAUGGAAAGGAGACGACCACUUCGUUCAGAUCUUAAGUGGUUUAAUGGGUGCAGGUUAUCUUUAAGAAUCGUGAGUGUUUUGGAAAUGCAUCUCUCUUGAAAAAGCUCUUCAAGAGAUGGUAGUGAUAUAUACGAUGCUUUUUUAAUUAGUCUAUUUAGUCUACGUCUUUGUGCCAGUGAAUUGAGGUAUAAAAAAUAUAUAAAAAAGUAAUUAAUUUCAAUUUGACCUAGAGAACUAGAAAAAUAUGUCUCUUGAAAAGGCUACAUCUCUGAUGUUAUGUUCGCAUGUAGGCCCUAUUUAUUGCUGAGUUCAAGAGCAUUUUGAGCACAAUUAUCUAAGCCUAGAUCUAAAGGCAUCUAUAUGGUACAUUUGCUUAACCAGGAUAUUUUUCUCGGCCGGGGGGAGGGAGGGGGAAGCUUGAAAACGGGACGGGUAAUUAUGUUUUUUUUUUUUUUUUAUUUUGUUUUUUGUGUGCUUGUUAUUUAGUUGGUGACAUUGAUGUUCAAU
Molecule: messenger RNA, 2205 nt
Organism: Biomphalaria glabrata
Lineage: Eukaryota; Metazoa; Mollusca; Gastropoda; Planorbidae
Exons: 4
Coding region: 55-1203 (382 amino acids)
Source: RefSeq, a predicted model, not a curated record